Molecule: messenger RNA, 3872 nt
Organism: Stegodyphus dumicola
Lineage: Eukaryota; Metazoa; Arthropoda; Arachnida; Araneae; Eresidae
Gene: Trpm
Product: transient receptor potential cation channel, subfamily M
Biological process (GO): metal ion transport; monoatomic cation transmembrane transport; protein tetramerization
Cellular component (GO): plasma membrane
Molecular function (GO): monoatomic cation channel activity
Source: RefSeq, a predicted model, not a curated record
AAUGUCCCGAGAUUGUACAGGUACACUCUGUACGAUAUUGGACUCAUCAUCGAAAAAUUAAUGGGAGGAGCGUACAGAUCAUCUUACUGCAGAAGAAAAUUUCGUCAUCUGUACAACAACGUGAUGAGGAAAAUAAUUGCCGUCAGUGCUACACCUACUCUCAGCCAAACUAUUAACACGAAUGCUAUCAACUCUCCUUGCGAGACAGCGUGCCUCCGCGAUCUCAGGUUCAACUACCCCUUCAACGAACUAUUGUUGUGGGCAGUUCUCACCAACCGCCAAAAGAUGGCGCUCUUCAUGUGGCAAAAUGGCGAAGAAGCUAUUGUUAAGGCCCUGGUGGCUUGCAAGCUGUACAAGGCCAUGGCACAGGAAGCAGCGCAAGACGAUAUGGAAGCAGACGUUUGUGCAGAGAUGAGAAAUAAUGCCAGGGAAUUUGAAAACCUUGCAUUAGAUCUGCUGGACUACUGCUACAGGUCUGACGUUCAUAUAAGUCUUCAACUUCUGACGUACGAACUGCAAAACUGGAGCAAGCAUACCUGCUUGGGGAUAGCUGUAGCUGCCAAGCACAGUGCCUUCUUGGCACACACGGCUUCCCAGAUGUUAGUUGCCGAUCUAUGGAUGGGAGGGCUGAGAACGAGGAAACACACUAAUCUCAAGGUAAUUUUAGGUUUACUUUUCCCUAUCACCAUCAUGUACUUGGAAUUCCGGAGUCGAGAAGAACUCCAACUAAUGCCCCAGACAGAAGAGGAACACUUUCUGGAAAUGGCUGAAAUGGACGAUGAAACAGAAGGAUCCGGAGAAAAAGAGAAAAUGGUCAGGCAGACACCGAGACCGCUCAGAGAACAAUAUGAGUCCUACGUGAGCAUUCGCUCAGGCAGUAUUUGCAACUCGAGUACACGCAUCAAUAAAAUUGAAAACGGGAAAGUGUUCCCCUUCGAAAUCAGUCUGGACAGCGACAAGGACAGGAUGAAAAGUAAACAGAAGCCACUUAAACUAGGAAAGAAGAUAUACGAAUUUUACGGAGCUCCCAUUACGAAAUUUUGGGGACACACUAUGGCAUAUGGAAUCUUCUUGGUGCUAUUUACAUACGUAGUCCUAGUAAGAACGGAAGAUCAUAUGUCUUGGCAAGAAGCUUAUGUCACAUCAUACAUCUGCACUCUUGGCUUAGAAAAGAUCCGUGAGGUAGUGGCAUCUGAACCUGUAAAUUUUGCUCAAAAACUGGCUGUGUGGGUAGAAAAGAAAUGGAAUCCUUGUGAUCUUGUUGUGAUUAUAUUCUUCUUAGUGGGUGUUUCUCUGAGACUGAAUCCAGCUACCAAGGACUACGGAAGAGUUAUCUAUUGCCUAGACAUUAUGUACUGGUACAUCCGGUCACUAGAUUUCUUAAGCGUCAACAAAUAUCUUGGGCCGUAUGUUACCAUGAUCGGUAAAAUGGUUAUCGAUAUGAUUUAUUUCGUGGUGCUGUUACUGGUAGUGUUGAUGAGUUACGGCGUAGCCAGACAAGGUAUAUUAAACCCUGACGAAGAACCGUCUUGGGGCCUGGUGCAACACAUAUUUUUUAUGCCUUACUUCAUGCUUUACGGAGAAGUGUUCGCUGAUCGGAUAAAUCCAUCAUGUGGUGACAAAAUUGGGCAAACUCCAUGUCGUCCUGGAAUGUGGAUCAACCCAGCAAUUAUGGCUAUUUACUUAUUAAUAGCGAAUAUACUUUUAGUCAAUUUGCUAAUAGCGGUAUUCAACAAUAUCUUCUUUGAAGUGAAUAACAUGUCCCAAGAAGUCUGGAAGAGCCAGCGAUUUAAAGUUGUUAUGGAGUACGAACAAAAACCUUUACUUCCACCGCCUCUCAUAGUUUUCUCUCACAUUCAUCUACUCAUCAAGUACUUCUUAACACGAUGCCAAGGCAAGGAGGAUUCUUUCGACCACGGCUUAAAGCUUUUUUUAUCCGAAAAUGACGUUCAGACGAUUUACGAUUUUGAAGAAGAAUGUGUUGAAGGAUAUUUCAGGGAAAAAGAAAUGCAGCUAAAUAUGUCUACAGAGGAACAAGUUCGAUUUACCACGGAAAGGGUUGAGACGAUGUCGCAAAGAAUAGAAGAUAUUAAUCAUCGUGAGAAAGAGUCAACGGCCUGCAUCAAAACCCUCGAUUUCCGGCUUACUAAAUUAGAAGAUUUAGCUGAGCAAACCGCGGCUUCCCUUGCAGUCAUUCACCGUUACAUAGUCACAUCGAUGGCCGAGCCAGGAUCCGGAAAAGGACCGUCUUGUCACUCGCACAGGAUGACUUCUAUAUGCGAUGAAUCAGAGCCAUCUGGUGACGAAGAUGACGAUGAGCGAACGCAAAGGUACGCGCCCCUCAGGAGUAAUGGAGCACCAAAAAUAAUAGAACCUACCAACGAAGCGUUGGUAUUGGACGAGGGAGCAAGCACUUCGAAGGCUGACACUUCGAACAAAGUUCAGUUCAGUGAAUACCGAGAAUCGGUUUCUGCACAGAAUUCGCUCACACCUCAGUACUCAGUUGAUUCGUCGGAUAAGUCAGUGUUCAUUGGAGGUCGCCACCAGCGCCGGUUAUCCAGAACUGCGAUUGAUAGGCUUGGUCUUAUGCGCCAGAGUACGGUUCCUGUCCAUGACACAUUUAAUGUACAUUCUAUGGACUCAGAAGCUGGAUCUGAGCCAGCACUUACACGAGGCAAUAGCAUUUCCCAAAUGGAGAAUGGACAAGUUAGCAAUCUACUACCGGCAAAGCAACCGGUAGAGCGAUCUGCAUCUGUAGCCGUAGGAGGUAUGAGACGAAAGAAUACCAUCAACACCAGCGAAUGUAGCCUCUAUCCUCCUAUGGGAGGGCUGAGACCCCACUUGGGACUGACGCGGGGCGAGUAUACCAGCAUCACAGACGAUAUCGAGAGCUUUUCUAUGUCCAGAUUCACAAGACCAAGAGCAACUUCUCCCCUCACGCACACAUUUGGCCCAUCGUUGUCUUUUUCGCGACAGAAUAGUGCCGAAUAUCAGACAUUGCUGUCUGUGGAGUCAGAGAUACUCCAUGGAGCUGAAGAAGCAGAUUACCAUAUGAUGGGAGGCCUUAUCAAGCGAAGACUGCACAGAGAUUCCGAAAACCUGACCGUAAGUCUUGAGGAAUUAUGUAGCGUGAAGGGUGAGUCGGAUUCCGACCUAGACGACAAUGAUGGACAGUGCUUCAGCUCUCUGAGGUGUGACGGGUUACCUGGAGGCAUGAGCCCCUCGCCGUCUGCUCCCAACGUGACCAUCGAUCCUGCGUCAGAUUCUUCACUCGAUGAGCCCUUACCCAAAUCUCAAUCUGCUCACUCCAUACAGACGCUUAAGUCUCAUAUAAAAGGCACGGAAACUUCUUGUUAAUGGACAUCUGCAAGAAAUGUGGCAGAAAGUACAGCUCGAGAAAGAUGUGUUGGCGAGGAUUUCUGUGCUUAUAAUAACAAUGCUCACUUAAAUAAUAACAACAUUGAGUUUUUGAAAAUGCGAAGAGAAAGAUAAAUAUUUUGAAAAUUAAAACAAAGUCUGGUGGAUAAUUGAAUCCCAUUUUCUAAAUAUUCAGCUGGAUGUGAAGAUCACACAAAGGAUGGUCUCCAUUCUAAUCGAUGGCUAAUAAAUUAAAUACUUAUGUUUAAAAUCCAACACCAGUGUGCUUUGACAUUUCAGUACAUAGCACCGUGAUACUUAAUUGCAGAAGAUAAUUUAAUGCCAAAGUAGAAUACUUAUUUAUCGUGUCUCUGAGCAAUUAGCAAAAUGUUGAAGAAUUUUCCUGGCAAAUUAAUAUCAAUAUGUAUUAAAAACAUGAAUAUAUAUAUGUAUUAUAAAAAUUUGAAGAUAGUUGAUUGUCAUUAUUUCACUAAAAAUGUCCUGAAAUAUAUGUA